Cuscuta campestris is the source of this 876-nucleotide messenger RNA. The record is from the annotation of a GenBank genome assembly. Lineage: Eukaryota; Viridiplantae; Streptophyta; Magnoliopsida; Solanales; Convolvulaceae.
ACUGAAUACUCAUUUUUGAAUAACUGAAUGCUUAUUUUUGUAUAACAUAGUAAUACACAAUUUUAAUCAUAAUUAAAUUUAAAAAAGAAAAUGAAUAUUGAGUUAUUUAAAAAUUGGUUUUCAUUGAUUCUCCCAAUCUGGUCCUUUGACUAUCUCAUAAUGUUCUGUUCUGAUUUUCUCCCACGAUCAGUUUUCCGUUCUCUCAAUAAAUCACAGUACAAAAAAUGGGUUGGUUAUGGCAGUUUCUAUACCUGGGCUUGUUCAUCCAUUUCCAGGCGCCCCGGUGCACAUCAUCGUCGUCAUCUUCUUCUUCUACUUCGUCAAUCUCCGAUCUCUUCGACGACUGGUGCCGGCAACACGGCGGUAAAACAUACUCCUCCGAUCAAGAGAGGCGGCGCCGGCUGAAGGUGUUCGAGGACAACUACGCCUAUGUCUCGCGGCACAAUGGCGCCGGUAAUUCCAGCUACACCCUCGCCCUCAACGCCUUCGCAGAUCUCACUCACCACGAGUUCAAAGCCGCUUACUUGGGUCUCUCGGCCUCCCGGAACGAUGGGCUGAUCAGAUUGAACCGUGGUGGGCCGGUCUUGGAUUCCUGGCCCAGUCCCGGAGACUAUCCUGUUCCAGCUUCGUUGGAUUGGAGGGAUAAAGGAGCUGUUACUCAGGUUAAAGAUCAAGGCAGUUGUGGUCUUUUUGGAAACAACCUGAUACGGACGGAGUUACGGAUAUGACGGAGGCUAGAGUCCCAGACAUAACGUCAGAGGUUCGGGCCGGUCGUACCGAAGAGCAGGAGGAGGCCCGUGAGCGAAGAAGUGAUCGACACAAGAAACGUCCGGCUUGGCAUAAGGAUUAUGUUAUUAAUAAGUGACAUUAUUUUAU